This is a messenger RNA of Penicillium maclennaniae, 456 nucleotides long. RefSeq lists its product as uncharacterized. The record is from RefSeq and is a predicted model, not a curated record. NCBI's taxonomy places the organism in Eukaryota, Fungi, Ascomycota, Eurotiomycetes, Eurotiales, Aspergillaceae. The transcript has a single exon. The coding region runs from base 1 to 456 and encodes 151 amino acids.
AUGGAAUCCGAUGAACCAAAAGAUGUCAAAUGCAUUCUCUCCGGCCUGGAGUCGGCUGUUGAAGAACCCCCAGCCACUCUUCACGACGUGCGAAAUGAUCCAGAUGACGACCGCACGGGUGAAAUUGACGAGUCCGAUCUAGAAGACACCUGUCACGAAACUGCCAGCGUCGAACUCGGUGACGAAAGCUUCAUGUCAAACACACCGGCUCCGUCUUCACGAGCUCUUCCCAUCCCAGUUGCGUCCCCUGAAGUAGAAGACUGGAACGAGAACUGGUUCGUCUCGCUGAGACAUAUGCGUCCCAAAGGCCCCGUGUGGUCGGACGACCGCAACACGCCUUUCAAGCGUUAUGCUGAGGCAGAUCAGAACGUAUUGGCUGACCGUCUUCGGCGUGGGGGAGCAAAGAUUCUCCUUGAUGAGAAAGGCGUGAUUCGCCGUGCAAUUCACCGUGAUUGA